Ostreobium quekettii is the source of this 318-nucleotide messenger RNA. The record is from the annotation of a GenBank genome assembly. Lineage: Eukaryota; Viridiplantae; Chlorophyta; Ulvophyceae; Bryopsidales; Ostreobiaceae.
AUGGGCUUCGCCCUGAGGAUGAAGCGAAUCCUGCUGGGAUUCGCUUCGACCUGCGUGCGAUUUCAAGACGACUAUAUCGCAGAUGGUGGAGAUUUGGAGGUUCAGAAGAGCAACAAGGGUUUUUCAGGUUCCAACAUCUCCUACGACGAUCUUUUUGAGGAUUGGGCUUCUUGCAGUCUCCCUGCUGGCUGCUCUCUUCUGAGCGGUUUCGGCCAGUACUUCACAAUCCCUGCAAACCCCAGCCCUGUUGAGCGUCUCACCACCUGCCAGGACUACGUUGUGAUCGACAUUGCAAGCUCUGGUGACGAGGGCACUUGA